Danaus plexippus (monarch butterfly) is the source of this 505-nucleotide messenger RNA. RefSeq lists its product as uncharacterized. NCBI's taxonomy places the organism in Eukaryota, Metazoa, Arthropoda, Insecta, Lepidoptera, Nymphalidae. The record is from RefSeq and is a predicted model, not a curated record. Gene Ontology annotation, cellular component: ribosome; cytosolic small ribosomal subunit. Gene Ontology annotation, biological process: ribosomal small subunit assembly; translation; maturation of SSU-rRNA from tricistronic rRNA transcript (SSU-rRNA, 5.8S rRNA, LSU-rRNA). Gene Ontology annotation, molecular function: structural constituent of ribosome; small ribosomal subunit rRNA binding; mRNA 5'-UTR binding. The transcript has a single exon. The coding region runs from base 36 to 485 and encodes 149 amino acids.
UGAAAGGAUUACCGAAAACAAUAAUAUAAUACGCUAUGGCUCCUAAAAAAACUAAACAACCAGCAGAAGUUGUAAAUCUAGGGCCAAAGGCUGUUGAUGGCGAAAAUGUUUUUGGAGUUGCACAUAUAUACGCAACAUUUAAUGACACCUUUAUUCACGUGACAGAUUUAUCUGGAAGAGAAACUAUAGUACGAGUUACUGGGGGUAUGAAGGUAAAAGCCGAUAGAGAUGAAUCAUCUCCGUAUGCCGCUAUGAUGGCUGCUCAAGAUGUUGUUAAAAGAUGCCAAGAACUUGGUAUUACUGCUGUUCACGUUAAGCUUCGAGCAAGUGGUGGCACCAAAUCUAAAACCCCAGGACCAGGUGCUCAAGCAGCUCUCCGUGCUUUAGCUCGUGCAGGCUUGAAAAUAGGAAGAAUUGAGGAUGCUACACCCAUACCUACUGAUUCUACACGUAGAAAAGCAGGUCGUCGUGGUAGACGUCUAUAAAUUGAUCCAUUGCUUCUUGA